Molecule: messenger RNA, 4048 nt
Organism: Nycticebus coucang (slow loris)
Lineage: Eukaryota; Metazoa; Chordata; Mammalia; Primates; Lorisidae
Gene: SPECC1
Product: sperm antigen with calponin homology and coiled-coil domains 1
Exons: 16
Coding region: 233-3412 (1059 amino acids)
Biological process (GO): actin cytoskeleton organization
Cellular component (GO): microtubule organizing center; filamentous actin
Molecular function (GO): protein binding
Source: RefSeq, a predicted model, not a curated record
GCUCCACAGACUCCAUGUUCUUACGAGGGUCUUCUCGAGAGCAGCCGUGUUUCACUUCCUUUAAUCUCUUCUUUGCCAAGUGGGUGAACAUAGUCUGCUCUGUUGCCUGAGCAUCAGGACAUUGGCGUGAUCAAUGCUCACAGCAACCUUGAACUCCUGGGCUUAAGUGAUCUUCCUGCCUCAACUUCCCAAGUAGCUGGAACUACAGAAGGAUAGAACCACAAGGACAGACAUGCGGGGUGCGGCCAAGCCCUGGAGUCCAGCCACCAAAGCGGGGAGCCAUGGCCUGGACCGUGUGCGGCCCCUCCCCAUCCCUUCUGCUGGCAUGAAGAGUUCUAAAUCUUCAACCUCCUUGGCUGUUGAGUCCCAACUCAGCAAGCUCAAGAGGGCCAGCAGUGAGGACAUGCUCAACAAACCCGGAGGCGCUGCCAUGUCCGGGAUGGCACGACUGAAAAAGACAGUGACAGCAGGAGCCAUCUCCGAGCUCACCGAGAGCCGCCUGAGGAGUGGCACAGGGUCUGUUACAACAGCCAAACGGACAGGCAUUCCAGCACCACGGGAAUUUUCAGUCACCGUCUCGAGAGAGAGGUCUGUGCCGCGUGGUCCCUCCAACCCCAGGAAACCGGUGUCCAGUCCAACUUCUUCCAGCACCCCCACCCCCACCAAGCACCUGAGGACCACUUCCACGAAACCCAGGCAGGAGAAUGAGAGUGGGGAAAAGGCUGUGCUUGAGUCCCAGGUCCGGGAACUUUUGGCAGAAGCCAAAGCGAAAGACAGUGAAAUUAACAGGCUACGAAGUGAGUUAAAGAAAUGCAAAGAAAAAAGGACUCUGAACACAGAAGGGACUGAUGCUUUGGGGCCAAAUGUAGAUGAAACAUCAGUCUUACCAGGGGACACGGAACCUUUAGUAAGAGCUCUUGAGGAGAAGAACAAGAACUUCCAGAAAGAGCUUGCUCAUCUGGAGGAAGAAAACCGGGCCUUGAAGGAGAAACUGACCUGUCUUGAGCAAUCUCCAAAUUCAGAAGGGGCAGCAAGUCACACCUGUGACAGCAGCUGCCCAACACCCAUAACUCAAGAGUCAAGCUUCGGAAGCCCUACUGGAAAUCAGUCGUCAAGCGAGAUUGAUGAUUAUAAAAAAAACGUACGUGGAAAUGCAUUACGGACAUCAGGAUCCUCAAGUAGUGACGUCACCAAAGCUUCUUUGUCACCAGAUGCCUCUGACUUUGAGCACCUUACAGAAGACACCCUCUCGAGGCCCCUGUCCUCCACUAGCAACCCCUUUAAGAGUUCCAAGUGUUCUACCGCUGGGAGUUCCCCAAACAAUGCGAGCGAACUGUCCCUGGCCUCCCUCACAGAGAAGAUACAGAAGAUGGAAGAGAAUCAGCACAGCACCGCAGAAGAGCUGCAGGCCACUCUGCAGGAACUGUCUGACCAGCAACAAAUGGUGCAGGAACUGACAGUCGAGAAUGAGAAACUGGUGGACGAGAAGACAAUUUUAGAGACAUCCUUUCAUCAGCAUCGAGAGAGGGCAGAGCAGCUAAGUCAAGAAAACGAGAAGCUGAUAAAUCUCUUACAAGAGCGAGUAAAGAUCGAAGAGCCCAGCGGUCGGGAGGGAAAACUCCUGGAGCUAGAGCAGAAGUGCACGGACAUUCUCGAGCAGGGCCGCUUUGAGAGAGAGAAGCUGCUCAACAUCCAGCAGCAACUGACCUGCAGCUUACGGAAGGUGGAGGAGGAAAACCAGGGAGCCUUAGAAAUGAUUAAACGUCUGAAGGAAGAAAAUGAAAAACUAAACGGGUUUCUAGAACUGGAACGGCACAAUAGUAGCGUGAUGGCACAAACUCUGGAAGAGUACAGAGUUACCCUGGAAGGGGUGAAGGUGGAGAAUGGGUCUUUGAAGGCCCCUUUGGAGGGAGAGAAGCAAAAAGCCAUAGAGACCAGCACCUUAGUACAGACGGCAGAGAGCUGUGAAGUUCAAGAAAUGCUGAGGGUCACUCGAGCUGAGAAGGAUCAACUGGAACUGUCUUGCACCGAGCUCAGACAAGAAUUACUAAAGGCCAAUGGUGAAAUUAAACGCACAUCAAGCCUGCUAGCCAAGAUGGAAAAGGAUUAUUCUUACCUGAAGGAGAUAUGUGAUCAUCAAGCAGAACAGCUGAGCAGAACUAGCCUCAAGCUGCAAGAGAAAGCAUCAGAGAGCGAUGCAGAGAUAAAAGACAUGAAAGAAACCAUAUUCGAGUUGGAAGACCAGGUGGAACAGCACCGGGCCGUCAAGCUGCACAAUAAUCAACUCAUCAGUGAGCUCGAGAGUAAUGUGAUCAAGCUGGAGGAACAGAAGUCAGACCUAGAGAGGCAACUGAAGACCCUGACAAAGCAGAUAAAGGAGGAGACAGAGGAGUGGAGGCGGUUCCAGGCAGACCUGCAGACGGCGGUGGUGGUGGCCAAUGACAUCAAGUGUGAGGCCCAGCAGGAGCUGCGCUUGGUGAAGAGGAGGCUGCUGGAGGAGGAGGAGAAGAACGCGAGGCUGCAGAAAGAACUGGGGGACAUGCAGGGCCACAGCAGAGCUAUGGAUGAAGAGCCAGAGUCCUCCGAGGUUGAUGCUCCUGGUCGGUGGCAUGGUGUCCACAUUAACAGAACAUCUCCGACGCCUUCAGAGUCUGCAGCCACCGUUAAGUCACUUAUCAAGUCAUUUGACUUGGGCCGCCCAGGUGGAGCUGGACAGAAUAUUUCUGUUCAUAAGACCCCGAGAAGCCUGCUAAGUGGAAUACCUGUGAGGACUGCCCCAGCGGCUGCUGUCUCUCCAAUGCAGAGGCACUCGACGUACAGCAGUGCACGGCCGGCUGGCAAAGGAGCAACUCAGCGCUUGGAUCUUCCUGACCUUCCCCUCUCAGAUCUUCUAAAGGGAAGGGCCGAGGACCUGAAGCCAGACCCUUACCUCCGGAAGAGCCCCUCCCUCGAGUCCUUGAGCAGGCCACCCUCUCUGGGCUUUGGGAACUCAAGACUGCUGAGUGCUUCCACGGGGGGGCUGAAACCACAGAGUAAACUCAGUGUGGAAAGGAGAGACCCUCUGGCAGCCUUGGCCCGGGAAUAUGGCGGCUCCAAGCGCAACGCUCUGCUGAAGUGGUGCCAGAAGAAGACAGAAGGCUACGCGAACAUUGACAUCACCAAUUUCAGCAGCAGCUGGAGUGACGGCCUGGCCUUCUGUGCUCUGCUCCACACCUACCUGCCUGCCCACAUCCCCUACCAGGAGCUGAACAGUCAGGAGAAGAAGAGGAAUCUCUUGUUGGCAUUUGAAGCUGCUGAAAGUGUAGGCAUCAAGCCCAGCCUGGAGCUCAGCGAGAUGCUAUACACAGACCGGCCCGACUGGCAGAGCGUGAUGCAGUACGUGGCCCAGAUCUACAAGUACUUUGAGACGUAACCAUGGAGGGCCUGCGCGCAGCUGCCCCACCACCUGCUGGAAUUUAUCCUGGAAGCGCCUGGUCACUGUCCACCAACCCUGGUCUGCCCACCACCCAACCAUCAAGCUCCAAAGGAAGGCUCGGCCCAAGUGGAGAAAGCAGAGCUGGGCCCACCAAGUCCUGAUCUCAGAUGCAAACGUGUUUUGGAGUGUGACUUGGGGACCCUUUGCCCUCCUGUGGAUGCUUCUAAAGAGGGUGGCUUCUCUCCUUCCAGACCUUGGUCCCACAGCCAGGUUCAUGUGCCAGUCACAUUGGGUGACUUAACACGUCAUCUGCACACAGCUUUAGGACAAAUAGCACCUCCAGAUCAAUCUCUUUGGCUAAACGUAUCCUGGCUUUUGCCUUUAUGAAAAUUUUGCCCUUGCCAAAUCCCUCCUUCCACCCCUGGCAAAAAAAAAUCAAAGCAAAACAAAACAAAGCAUUUGCUCCAGAGCCACCUGGAAACACUUGGCCCUGCCUUUUGGAGACUGUGUUCAGGUUCUAGGUAACAGGUCUCAUACUUAGCACGUGAUGACAUCUUUGAGGGCUCACAGUCCUUGUUUGAUUCCUGUAUCAAAAGUGAAGCAAAUGCAGUUGUGGAGGAGCCACCAGGCCCU